Molecule: messenger RNA, 7008 nt
Organism: Paralichthys olivaceus (Japanese flounder)
Lineage: Eukaryota; Metazoa; Chordata; Actinopteri; Pleuronectiformes; Paralichthyidae
Source: RefSeq, a predicted model, not a curated record
AUGUCUUCUUUAAGACUUACUGACAGCAUUGGACUCCCAGUAUGCAUCGAAAUGUGCAUAAGGGCUCUACAAAUGGAGUCAGAUGAUGGAAACACCAAGGCCACGGUGUGUAAAACGAUUUCCUGUUUGCUUCCUACUGACUUAGAAGUCAAGCGAGCCUGUCAGCUGACAGAGUUCCUCCUGGAGCCCACAGUGGAUUCAUAUUACGCCGUUGAGACUCUUUACAAUGAACCAGAUCAAAAACUAGAGGAGGAAUAUAUGCCCAUUCCCAACUCACUACGCUGUGAACUCCUACUGGUUUUUAAAACCCAGUGGCCUUUUGACCCAGAGUUUUGGGACUGGAAAGCACUGAAGCGUCAUUGUCUUGCUCUAAUGGGUGAAGAAGCUUCAAUUGUGUCAUCAAUUGACUUGCUGAAUGAUACAGAGAGCCCAGAAGAAGAAGAUUUUCUCAGUCAGGAGUUGUUUAAGAAUAUGCCAGAUCAUUUAGUUAGUGGUACUUAUGAACUAAAAGAUGUCACAGACAAGAGAGAGAAGAACAGAGAAAUGAAGAAAAUGAGGGAGAAGGGUUUUAUAUCAGCUAGGUUCAGAAACUGGCAGGCAUAUAUGCAGUAUUGUGUGCUGUGUGACAAAGAGUUUCUUGGCCACAGGAUCGUACGCCAUGCACAGACUCAUCUGAGCAGUGGAGUAUACAGUUGCCCUAUAUGUGCUCAAACCUUUUCCUCAAAAGAUUCAUUGAUUCCACAUGUAACAUCACAUGUUAAACGGUCAUGCAAGGAAAGGCUAACUGCACUGAAAACAAACAAGAAAUCGGCUAAUCUUAAAAUGGCCUGCCCAGUUUUUGCAGAUUUAAAGGCCAAGACAGAAAAUACACUAUAUAAUAAUAGUGCUUCCCUUAGGCAAAAUGGGGGGUUUGUUGAUAAUGUUCAGGCCAGAGUGGACAGAUGUAGCACAGAGAGAAGUGAAGAAAAUGUAUGCCCUAUUGGAAAAUGCAAAAGGAAUUUUAAAUUUUUCAAAAAUCUUAUCGCACAUGUUAAGGCCCAUGGGGACAAUGAGGAAGCAAAGACCUUCCUUGAAUUGCAGAGGAAAAAGGUUAUUUGCCAGUACUGUCGCCGCCACUUUGUUCAUGUCACACAUCUUAAUGAUCAUUUACAGGUCCACUGUGGUGUGAAGCCUUAUAUCUGUAUACAGUUGAACUGCAAGGCGAGUUUCUUGUCUAACACUGAACUCCUUAUCCACAGGAAAACACAUUCUGUUUUUAAGGCUAGAUGCAUGUUUCCCAGUUGUGGAAAGAUUUUCAAUGAGGCCUUCAGACUGUAUGAUCAUGAGUCACAACAUUAUAAUACUUUCACUUGUAAAGUUGUGGAGUGUGGAAUGGUAUUCCAUUCCCAAAAGCAGCUGGAUUUGCACCAAGAAGAGCAUGACACUGAAGAGGACAACACAGCUUCUGAACAGACUUCACAAAAUAUGCAGGCUGGCCCUUCACUCAUUGAACAAAUGCUUUUGAAUCACACUGCACAAUUACAAGAUAAUUCCCAAGAGAGCUGGAACACUGAGAAUGCAGUUAAUCCUGAUCAUGGAAUGCUGCCAUUGUCAAUUGAUAGUUUGCUGAAAUCUUCACAAGCACCCGUGGAAACCCUAGGAGAGCACAGAGUGGUUUCCCAACCACAGAGUGGUUUUUCAACCAAUCUGACACAGAGUCUACACCAUCCUGUGAUUGAGCCUUUGAAUUCACACAUUUCUGAUCCUCAUGGGCAUGGAGAACGUUCAGGUGCUCAUUGUUUUGAUUAUAUUACACCACCUCAGCAGAAUCAACCCAUACGUUUAUUUGAACAUAAUUUGGGUGACGUGCCACUUAGCUGUAAUACAGAUGUCUUACAGGGCCAGUCACAAAUGUUCCCUGGUAAUGUCAAUAAUGAAUCGGUCAGUUGCAACUCGGACUGCAACUUACCAUUUCCAGGACAGCAACAUCCAAUGUGUAUCAGCAGCCUGUUAACAGUAUCGCUGCCCCUAAACUCCAUAGAGCCAACAAUGUCACAACCACUUCUUCCAACAGUAACCUCUCAAUCACUUGCUGAGAAACAACCAGAGAACUCUGUGUCAUCCUCAUCUGCCACUGGUCCUGCUCCAGGAGAGAGGGAACGUUUUCAUUGUGCAUUUGAAAUGUGUACAAGGCACUACAGCUCAUACAGAAGUGUUACCAAGCAUAUGAAAACGGUUCACCCUGAUUUCUAUGAGCAAUGGAAAGUUGCGCGAACUAAAAUCAAGAUAACCCACCCUUCAGCACCAAGCACAUCAUCUGUUAGGCAUCUGGGUUCUGUUGCCUCACUUCAAAGUCAGAACAGCAACCAAGCACUGGCUCAUGGAGUUCAGAGGCAGAAUGUUAUCCAAUCACCUCCAUAUAUUGACCUUGGCACAAAGUAUACUACUCUGCUUUCCAGUUCUUCAUCUGCCCACAACCAGAAUUCUUCACUCCUGAUGGAAAAUGUGUUAAAUCCUAUUGUUCUAUCUCAACUAGGAAGUGAUACAAGUCCAAUAAUGAUGCAGUCCAAAGUUUUAGGUAGUCAAAGCUGGCACUCAGUCCUUGGAAGUGAACAAAUUCAAAGUAGUGGCUCUUCCACAGUUUAUCCAUCUAAUUUGCAAGUGAGGCCUCAAGUGAAUUCUAGCCGUGUGGCUCUACCACUUAAUAUCCCAACGUCCUCAAUGAUAAAAUCAACAAUUAACAGACCAGCUGAGUUCUUGCAGUCACUUCUUAUGGAAAAAGGGUCCCAGUCUGUUUCCCCCAUGUGCUUAGAUGGUGCAAAGGAAGUGUCACUGCAAGUGGAUGACAGUCCUUCAGCAUAUACAUCACAGAUGCAAAGCAGUUUAGUCUCAGGUUCCAAGGCAGCAAAUAAGUCGAUGCUAAAUCAUGCACAGUCCAACCCUCUUUCUCCAGACUCUGCAAGCCAGAAAAGCAUUCACAACCAACCCCAAAAUGGUAUUGUCAUCACUGAAAAUCAAAAACGAGCCAGAAGAAACAAAAGAACCAAAUGGCCUGCCAUUAUAAAGGAUGGAAAAUUUGUUUGCUGCAGGUGUUUUAGACAAUUCAAUAGUCCCAAAUCCCUCGGAGGCCACUUAUCAAAGCGUACAAUCUGCAAACCUUACGAAGAGGGGCAGCUGAACACAGAUAUGCCAACAUCAUUUCUCGACCUCCUUAAUUCCGAGCAAACGGUUAGCACUGCUCAGCCGCAGUUUUCUUAUAAUCAGGCUGCUCUGUAUCAAGUAAAGCCUCAUCAGUCAGUUACAAUGGCCACAAAAGAGUGCCCUACUACCAGUUAUCAACAAGAUAAUUUGACGACAUAUGGGAAUGGUGAGUCAAAUGAUGACAUUCUUAAACAAAUCAUGGCUGAAUCAAAAUUGUCUGAUCAUUUUGUUCACACACCUACUCCUCAGCCAUUGUUUCAAAACCCUUGUAUUAGCUUUGGAGCCAAUGAGCAUUUGCCAGAAAGCUCAGUCAUACUGCAUACAGAAAAUGCCCAGCUAAAGACUGAGGUGAGACAGGAGGUCAACUCUUAUAGUAUAGCUCAUUAUCCUCAGCCAACCAUUGAUACAUUUGGUGGAAGUGAAUUCCCUGACCCACUUCCUUCUACAAACCUCACAGAAAACCCGGCUCACUCUGGCGUUGUUCCCACAAACCAUGUAACUUCUGGGCCAACCCACAGUGAAUUCUAUAACUCUGGGACAACCAUUCAGUCACUAGAUACAGGCACAAACCCAAUAAUGCAAACAGAGUUAGCUGAUAGUCAGCUUAGUGGCAAGCAGGGUGAGACACAAAGGAAGACAACAGAGAAAAAUAUUAAAAAGAGACUACGAGAGCAGAUUCUUUCCGGUGACUUUCAACGUAGAAACAACACAUGUCUUUCAGACAAUACUGAUCCCAAUGACGAUACAAAGAAUCCCAUGUCUUCUGGUCAAAUGUGUAGCCCUUUCAAUGACUCUGUACUUGAUCAGAUUCCUUCUAAUGCAAAGAGUGACAUAGGACAAGUCAUACAAGAAAAGUCUGUAAUCGUCCCAGGACCCUCUGACAAAAUAAAACGACUGAACAUGCAAAGCUUUACUUAUUUCAGAGAGACCUCCACACUGCUACAGGAGGUAGUGAGCCCCACAGGAAUAUCUGACAAUGAUACAGAGCAGGAACCCAAGAUGUUAUCUGCCAGCCAGCAACUGUGGAUGGCAGAAAUUCAAAGUGCAUUUGAAAGGCUGAAUUUGGUCAAAGAAAUAUCUGAUCAGAUGUCAACUUCCAUGAAGCAAAAUACCACUACUGUCAACAGCCAGACAGGACUUGCAAUGGUCCCUUGGCAUAGCUUCACAUCGUCCCCCUAUGUUAAACCGUUUACUUGUGAGAAGGAAACGUGCACAUUUAGUUCAAUGUCAAGUGAAUCUCUGUGGAAACACCUUUCCAAAACUCACAACUACACACUUGAGAUGGUGAAUUUGGUGAAAAAAAGAUAUGGCCUAUAUGCUCCCUUCAAAUGCCAAAGGUGCAGUAAAACAUUCACUCGAAACUCAAACCUUCGCACUCACUAUCAUUCAGCUCACAACCUGUCAGCUAAAGAAAUUGCAGAUCUAGAUAUGAAGCGCAGGCUGGCAAAAGCAGGUGCAUCUGCUGCUAUUCAAAAGUGGCCUGUCGGUACCAACCAGGCCCCUGUGGCUCAAACCAAAGUGGUUACUGAUCCAGCAUUGGUGAACAGGGCUCAACUGUGUUCGCCCCAAGAUGUAGCAAAAUGUUAUUCAUCACUUGCAUUUUUACCACAUAUUAACAUGGACAAAACAAAACAGAAAUUUCAAAAUGACAACCGUUCAACGGUCAUUCAUCCCUUGCAAACAGCCCCUAUGCACAACCAAUCACCAUCUCCACAAGUACAGGCCCAGACCUCCACAGAACCUCAGCCUUUAAACAAACUAUCUAUCAACAGGCAGCCAAUGGUGAAGCCAAGCAUAGAUAUUAUGAAGAAGUCAAAAGAGAACAAGGCAAACUCAAAUGAUGCCAUGAGUUCAUACAGACCAUAUCGCUGCGUUCAUCAAGGCUGUUUGGCAGCCUUCACUAUCCAACAUAAUCUCAUCCUCCACUACAGAGCUGUUCAUCAGUCCUCUUUGUCAGCAUUGGAGGUGAACAAGGAGCAGGACCCAGGAGAUGGAUUUAAUGAAAUAAUGGAACAUGAUGAGGAUCUAGAGGCAGAGAUCGUCAAAAUUACUGAAUUCAGAUGCCAAGUCAAAGACUGCUCUAGAGUUUUCCAAGAGGUUCCCAACCUUUUGCAGCACUACCUUCAGCUGCAUGAAUUCAGUCUUGAUAAGGUUGGUGAUCUAUUUUCAAGCAUCAAGCUUGACAAGUUUACUUGUGGCCACCAAGAAUGCACAGCAUCCUUCACUACUUUCUGGAAGUAUGUUGGGCAUGUCAAAGAAAAGCACAAAGAUAUAAAGUUAGCCAAACCUGAAUUAAAUGGCUCAUUCAAGUGUGAAAUUGAAGGCUGCGACCGUUCAUAUGCAACAAAGUCAAACCUUCUAAGACAUGUCAUGAAAAAGCAUCAGGACUUGUACCAGCCAAAACUAAAAAUUCCACUGAUUAAAGAGGAUGGAGUGAAACAGAACUCAAAAACAUUGCAUCACCAAAUUACAAAGACAAGUAAUGGAAAAGAAAAUAUUGAGAGCAAUAAAAAGAUCCUACAGAAGGGGAGUGACAUAAAGAGAGUUGGCAAGUCAAAAGCCAAUCACUGGACAAAGUAUGGAAAACCCUCCUUGAAAUCUAAAGUGGAGGCAUCUGCAAUAUGCACUAAGAAAUUCCCUCUACAAUAUCCUUGUAUGAUCAAAGGUUGUGAGUCAGUCAUGAAAUCAGAGCGGGGUAUAUUGAAACAUUACAUGGGGCAUGGUCUGUCAGAGAAGUACCUGGAACAGCAAAGGAGUCACUUCAUAUUCUGCAAAAAGUUCCCCCGGCAGAAAUACCAGUCCAUCAGGAGUGACGACUCAAAAUCUGACAACACCUCGGAUAUGUCAGACAAUGAGCUGACAACAGAUGCUGGACUAAAGGAAGGAGAAUAUGGAUAUUCAAAGCCUGUCCUACGAAAAAGGACCACUGCAGAAAUCCCUACUGAAUUGUUAGAGAGCAAAUUAUCUAAUGAGGAAAGUUCCGAUAGUUCUGUGGUGAUCAAACGCAAACGAGGGCGUCCACGCAAACUGAUUGAAAAAAUAGUGAAACGCAAGAAAAUACCACGUACGACCAAGAUCAACAUAGUUUACAGCAAGGGCGAUGAAUCAGACUCAUCCGGCCCUGCAGUACUGCAAGAAGAGAUGGCUGAACAGAAUGCUCCACUGGCCUCCUUUAAACCUAUGGGAUUUGAAAUGUCGUUCUUAAAAUUUCUGGAACAGUCAAAUCAAUCUGAACAUGUCCUCAAGAGGAAGGCUGAUGUGCCACAAGCAUGGAGAAAAACAGCUGGUAUUAACACCAGUGACAUCUGUGUCAGGUUCAGUAAUCAUCAGAAUUUGAAAUCACUUAGUAAGGUUAAAAUAAUCAUAGAUGCUGCAUUUUCAAGUGUUUCAAACCUUCUGUUGAAACAGCUACAGACCAUGCAGACCACAGUGGUAUUAAAAAAAAUUGCCUAACUUUUGUUCUUUAAAGCAGAAUCUCAGGAAUUGAUUUGAGUACAAUUUGCUGCUACUGGAGCCCUACAUAUGAAAUGCUAUUUUACACAUCCAGUUAAAAGCAGUUGUUAAAAGUUACACUGUUUAAUCUUUACAGAUAGUCUUUUUUUAUAAAAAAUGUGUAUAGCAUGUUUUAUUUAUAGAUUGUUCAAAAAGAUUUUGCUGAGAAUGAAAGCCUUCUUUAGGUCUCUUAAUUAUCCCUGUGGGACUUCCAGACUUGAUUCUGUUGUUGUGUGUACUGUGUGAUUCAAAGAUGUUAAUUACUGUGUAUGUGUAUAUAUCUUGAAACGCCCCACUGCCACAAACAGUCUUACUAUUAAACUGGAUUUCUUUUUA